GUCCCAAAAUGGAAAACUUCCAGUUGGUCAUCAGAAUAUCACCUCAUUUGAACUUACCUAAUCACAUCACUUCCGCCCUCUUGAGUCUUGACUUCCGGCAGACCUCAACUGCCUCGCCCUACGAUUCUGCGGCCUGCCUAUCAGUCGUUCAGUCCUGGAUAUUCAUCAACAUCUUGAGGAAACAACAAAGUAUUCUCGCUCCAUCAUGACAUCUCCAGGAAUGAUUCUCAAAUGGUCUUCAAAGCCCAAGGACCACAACACAAUACGGGUCCGAGAGAACCAACGCCGCCAUCGCGCCCGGAGAAAAGCGUAUAUCGAAGACUUGGAGCGCCAGCUGGACGAAGCACGAGCGCAGCUUUCCGAUGCGUUGGCCGCAAAUGCCGAGCUUCAGUCCGAGAUGGUGGACCUGAGAACACUUUGCGCGACUCGUCGGCCGUUUCUCUGCGCCGGUUGCCAAGGACUAGGACGUACUUUGGAGAUGGAUUCGGAGGAAUCGGAAGAUUCGGAACCUCAUACUGCAGAAUACAAACUUGGGUCUACGUCCUCGACUGGUGGCUCAGAGGACAUACCCGGGCCAGAAGAACGUUUUUCGACGCCUGUUUCAAAGUCAUCGCCAUCUGAAUCGGCAUCUUCACCAGUUGUACCAGGUCCACCUCCAUCACCUCGAGCACCAAAGUCAACACGGUCUUCACAAUCGCCGGGAGGAGGACCUUCUCCCAAGAACUCCUCUUCUUCUCACGAAUCCCAUCUUCCAUUCAACCGCGACCGCGUCGCUGGGGGGGAGCGUGAGCGUCUGUCUUUACCACUCGCGGACGAGAAUGCCUCGACCGAUAUCUUCUUCGAGGCUGCCUUCCGCUUCCCACAACAGGCGCCGGGGGAAUCGACCAUUCCAUGCAUCGUCGCCGACGCCAUUAUUUCCGACCAAAGCUGCAACCGGCUCGACUUGCGUGCCUUGAGCGACCGGCUGGGCCCAGGGUUUCGGGGCGCCACCGUCCCCGAGGAGGGCUGUCGAAUUGUGAGCACAAGUGUCUUCUCAGUCCUGGACACUAUCAACCCAUUGUGAGGACAAAUACAAAGUGUAGUCUAUGUGUCAUUUACGUACAUAGU
This is a messenger RNA of Sodiomyces alkalinus F11, 1107 nucleotides long. RefSeq lists its product as hypothetical. Gene Ontology annotation, biological process: regulation of DNA-templated transcription. The record is from RefSeq and is a predicted model, not a curated record. Gene Ontology annotation, molecular function: DNA-binding transcription factor activity. Bases 206 to 1063 code for a protein of 285 amino acids. NCBI's taxonomy places the organism in Eukaryota, Fungi, Ascomycota, Sordariomycetes, Glomerellales, Plectosphaerellaceae. The transcript has a single exon.